CGCCCUCAACCAAGAUGGCGGCGUUGGAAUUCAGGCUUCCCACGGCGCGGAAACGUUUAGCGUCCAACUUGUCCCGGAGCAGCGGCGGGGACCGGGAUUUAGUGGUCCCCGGGGACACCAUCACCACGGACCCGGGCUACAUGCGGGGCCACGGAACCUACCUUGGGGAUGAGAAGCUGAUCGCUUCGGUGGCUGGAGUUGUGGAGCGAGUGAACAAACUGGUGUGUGUCAAAGCGUUAAAAACCAGGUACAAUGGUGAGGUUGGAGACAUCGUGGUUGGGCGAAUUACAGAGGUUCAGCAGAAACGAUGGAAGGUCGAGACCAACUCUAGGCUAGAAUCUGUGCUAUUGCUCUCAUCCAUGAAUCUUCCAGGUGGAGAGUUGAGACGCCGGUCUGCAGAAGACGAGCUGGCCAUGCGGGAUUUCCUCCAGGAAGGGGACCUUGUCAGCGCCGAAGUCCAAGCGGUGUUUUCCGAUGGGGCAGUCUCGUUGCACACUCGAAGUCUUAAAUACGGAAAGCUCGGCCAAGGGGUCCUAGUCCAGGUCUCCCCAUCCUUGGUGAAACGUCAGAAAACUCACUUCCACGACUUACCGUGUGGGGCCUCCAUCAUUCUUGGCAACAAUGGGUAUAUCUGGAUUUACCCCACCCCUGAGCAGAAAGAGGAUGAGGCUGGGGGCUUUGUGGCUAACCUGGAGCCGGUGCCCCUGUCUGACCGCGAGGUCAUCUCCCGCCUCCGAAACUGUAUCCUGGCUCUGGUCUCCCAGAAGAUGACUUUGUACGACACCAGCAUCCUUUACUGUUACGAAGCUUCUCUCCCUCACCAGAUCAAAGACCUUCUCAAACCAGAAGUGGUGGAGGAGAUUGCGUUGGAGACACGCCAGAGGCUCCUGGAACUGGAAGGAUGAUGGUAGAGAAGGAGUGGUGAGGAGCGGCAAGGAUUCCUUCCUUCCAUCCAUCCAUUCAUCUCAUCUUCCUUCUUUUCUUCCAAACCUCCCUCUCUUUUUUUCCAUCUUUUCUUCUUUCUUUCUUAACCCAUCCCUCUUCCAUCCAUCCCAUCCAUCUCCUUCCUUCCUUCCUUCCAUCCAUCCAUCCAUCCCAUAUGUUCCUUCUUUCCAUUUUUUCUUCCCUCCUUUUCUUCCCUCUUUUCUUUUCUUCUUAUCCCAUCCCUCUUCCUUCUUCCAUCCAUCCAUCUCCCUCCCUCCCUCCCUCCCACCAUCCAUCCAUCCAUCCAUCCAUCCAUCCGAUUCAUCUCAUAUAUUCCUUCUUUCCAUUUUCUCUUCCCUCCCUCCUUUUCUUCCAUCUUUUCUUCCCUUCUUAUCCCAUCCCUCUUCCUUCUUCCAUCCAUCCCAUUCAUCUUCCUUCCUUCCUUCCAUCCAUCCCAUUCAUCUCAUCUCUUCCUUCUUUCCAUCUUUCAUUUCCUUCCCUUCUCUUCUUCCAUCGUCUCUUCUUUCCUUCUCCCAUGCCUCUCUUCCUUCUCCCAUCCAUCUCCUUCCUUCCAUCCAUCCAUCCAUCCAUCCAUCCAUCCAUCCAUCCAUCCAUCCCAUUCAUCUCAUAUCUUCUUUCCAUCUUUCCUUCCCUCCCUCCCCUCUUCCAUCUUUUCUUCUCUCCUUAUCCCAUCCCUCUCUUCCUUCUCCCAUCCAUCCCAUUCCUCUCCUUCCUUCCUUCCUUCCUUGCGCGGCCUGGUUUCCUAACGGGCUGUGGUCCAGUAGUAGGCUGCGGCCCAGGUUGUUGUGGCACCCAGGCCACAAAGAGCUGUGGUCCCAUUGUGUGUCCAUCUUCUCCCUUUCUGUGAAUAACAUCAAAACCUCGGACAUCUCCCUGAUCCAUGACAUCUUAACUUGGAAAUAUAAUUGGAGAAGGUUCUAGACUCAACAGGAAGGAUGAGCAGAAAGGAAGAGCUAAUAUAAUUCUCAUCCUUCUUUUUCUCAAACAACAUCUCUCUGCAUUCCAGUUUUUUAUUCCUUUUUUUUUUGUUUGUUUGUUUGAACAUUGCUCCGGUGCUUGUCCCUAGCCUGAUAAAUGCUUGAUUUUGACAUUCAGCAUCGAUUGAAAAAUCCAAAAAUUGCACAACAAAAGAGAUUUCUUAAGCAUAAAAACCGUUCAUUAGCGCAAAAAAGGAUCUGAUGUUAAAAAAAGAGAACCUACCCAUCUCCAAUUCCUGUGUAAUUUACGUCUCUCCUCCUUAAACUGUGUAUCUUAAUGAAAGAAAAUGUUACAAGCCGCCUGGGAAUCACCUAUGAGCAAGUUUGGAAGGCUAUUUAAAUGUGUCGAAUCAAUAAAUAAUCUUUUAAAUUUC
This is a messenger RNA of Pantherophis guttatus, 2296 nucleotides long. RefSeq names its product exosome component 2 (gene EXOSC2). NCBI's taxonomy places the organism in Eukaryota, Metazoa, Chordata, Lepidosauria, Squamata, Colubridae. The record is from RefSeq and is a predicted model, not a curated record. Gene Ontology annotation, molecular function: RNA binding. Gene Ontology annotation, biological process: U4 snRNA 3'-end processing; CUT catabolic process; nuclear polyadenylation-dependent rRNA catabolic process. Gene Ontology annotation, cellular component: cytoplasmic exosome (RNase complex); nuclear exosome (RNase complex).